Triplophysa rosa is the source of this 3014-nucleotide messenger RNA. It is a transcript of the gene gjb10, whose product is annotated as gap junction protein beta 10. NCBI's taxonomy places the organism in Eukaryota, Metazoa, Chordata, Actinopteri, Cypriniformes, Nemacheilidae. The transcript is spliced from 2 exons. The record is from RefSeq and is a predicted model, not a curated record. Gene Ontology annotation, cellular component: connexin complex. Gene Ontology annotation, biological process: cell communication. The coding region runs from base 127 to 954 and encodes 275 amino acids.
GCAUCUCAUCGCAGUUCCCGCACAGGACAACAAGAGAAUCACGGUGCUCCCAAUCCACUGUAAAACUUUGCGUCCGCGGGCUGUGAGCGGUAUUCAGAUGAGACACCCUGAGAGAUCACAGUCGCCAUGAAUUGGGCUUUUCUUCAGGGUCUCCUCAGUGGGGUCAACAAGUACUCCACUGUGUUUGGCCGUGUGUGGCUGUCCGUAGUCUUCCUCUUCAGGGUCAUGGUCUUUGUUGUUGCCGCCGAGAAGGUGUGGGGUGACGACCAGAAGGACUUCACGUGUAACACGGCUCAGCCUGGGUGCCAUAACGUUUGUUACGAUCACUUUUUCCCAGUGUCCCACAUACGCCUGUGGGCGCUGCAGCUCAUCUUCGUCACCUGCCCAUCUUUACUCGUGGUGCUGCACGUGGCGUACCGUGAGGAACGAGAGCGAAAGAAUCGCCUGAAGUUUGGCGAUAACUGUCAACGGCUGUACGAAAACACCGGAAAGAAGCGCGGUGGUCUGUGGUGGACGUACGUCCUCUCGCUGGUAUUUAAGAUGAGUGUGGAUGCAACCUUUGUGUACCUGCUCUACCACAUCUAUGAGGGCUAUGACUUCCCUUCUUUGGUAAAAUGCUCUGAGGUUCCCUGCCCUAACGUGGUCGACUGCUUCAUCUCAAGGCCAACGGAGAAGAGGAUCUUCACCAUCUUCAUGGUGUUGACAAGUCUGUUGUGCAUCCUGCUCUCCCUCUGUGAGAUUCUCUACUUGGUGGGCAAACGUUUAUUUGAAUGCAUCAGGAGGCUGCAGGGGUCAAGCCAGGCACACAAGGCAAAGUCCAUCUCUGACAUGAGAGGCUCAAAUGCUCUUCUGGUAUCAAACUGCAAGAAACUGGCCAGCAAAGAUCAGCCAGCCCCAGCAUACAGUCACGUAGGGCUGCAACAUCUAAUGGAUAAAAUCGAAAAUUAUCGAUAAUGAAAAUAGUUGUCAACGAAUUUCAUUAUCGAUUAGUUAGUCUGUGACGUCACUCACUUGCGAGCUGCGCAGUUAUAAAUCAAGCGCGUCUUCUUCACUUUUAAAUGUCCCUCCGUGCAGCAUGAACUGCACAGUUUUAAAGUCAAACUUGUCUCUCCGUGCAGCGCGAGGUGCGCAGUUUUAAAGUCAAACAUGUUUUGUAUGCAUCUUUUAAAGCCGUGCAGUUUUAAUGUUUAAAGGGGAGUUUUAAAUUACUAAAUUAAAGAUUAUAUUUGUAAAACCCAAUUUGUGGCGUUUGCACUUUGCAAAGUACAUAAUAGGUGAAAUACCCUGAUUUGGGGGUCUAUUUAUAUCAGAGGUGGGAAGUAAGGAAGUACACUUUUUGUACUAUACUUGCGUAUUAUUUUUUCUGGAUACUUCACUGUACUUCACUACAUUUGAAUGACAAAUAUCUCACUUUAAAUGAUACAAAAAUAUAUUUCUUUGGCCAACCGCCCCAUCCCUCCCACGUUUGGGAGAGACUAUUGUUGGCUGCUUAUAAUAUGACACACCUGAAUCAAUGCAGCCUUGGUGUGUUAAUUAGGGAGACAUCCACAACAUUUUGGGGGAAGGCAAAUGAGUUCAGUUGUGUAUACUUUUCCCAUCUCUGGCUUAGUCAUUAUAAGCAAAAGAUCUAAUUAAACUUUUAUCCGAUUAAUCGGAAAAAAUAAUCGUCCAACUAAUCGAUUAUCAAAAUAAUCGUUAGUUGCAGCCCUACAGUGUGAUCAUCUCAUCAUCAUAACUGAGAUGUUUGACUCUUUUCAUGUUCACUAGAAUGUGAACUGAAACCGUACUGAUUCAGCAGACAGUUUGCAGUGGAGGAAACUGCUUAUUUUAUAUCCACUGGAUCUUUCUCAUGGUUUUUAUAUUUUGGAAAGUUGUGGCCUUAUAUGCAAAAAUGUGAGGGAAUCAAAGUGUGGAUUCAAGUCAUGACUAAAGCAAGUUGGUGCAUGAUUUAGGUGGGGCAUCUGUUAUGCCAAGUUCCAGUAACUUUAGACACCAACAGGCAGUUGGUUCUUUUAUUCAACAACAAACAACUUGUCAUAUGUCCAAUCAAAGCAUGUUAAUUACAUUAAUUACAACUGACACUAGCUUGCAAAACAUGACUUUUUGUGUUGCUAAAGCACACGUGCCUUCACCUCUUAAUAAUGAUGUAAUGGACAUUUAAAAAUGAAAACAGGAUCAGGUCAAGAUGACUAAACAUUUUCAACAGGUUAAAUAUAACACAUUUAAUUACAUUUGUUUGCAUGAAAUAAUCCCUCAAAUCUACAUUUUUACACCUGUUUGGUCACCUACAUUUUGGGUCCUAAUUUAUACUUCCAUUUGAAUGUAAAUUUUAUUUGUACAUUUAAGCCGUUUACAGUUUAAGCUGUAUUUGUGUAUGUAUUUUAUAUGGUCAUUUUAUAUUAUUACGGUUUGAUAUUUUCAAAUAGUCAAAUAUUUUUUCUUUUUUGAUCAGGUUUUUGUACUGUAUAUAAGGUGGUGUAUGUGUGCUUUGUCCUUGUCCACUUCCAACCAGUGGUGCCCAAAACAAUGUUUUAUGUCUUCCAGCAAUAUGCAGUAUUUAAGCGUUCAAGAAUUUAUUGACAAAGAUUUGGUGCUGCCAGACGAACAAAACUUAACAAGGUUUAUCAUAAACCUGUGCAAAAUGAUUCCUGAACUUCCACGCCUUAAAAAUCUGCAUCAGUUUUUUACUGCAAUGUUUUUCAUGUCAGACAAACAGGUUCAGACAUAUGCAGUAUUUCAGGUUUCAAGAAUUUAUUGACAAAGAUUUGCUGCUGCCAGAUGAUCAAAUUCAGGUGUAUGUGUGUGUUAAACAGGGAGAGAGAGAAUGUGUGUUCUCGUUCACUGAAAAAACAUGAUUUGUUUUGUAAGUAAACACUCUGAUAGGUUUAACUUCCUCUGUUUGUAUGUUAACCUUUCAGCAUUCUUUCCUUGUUACACGGAGUUGUUUAAAUUCUUUAUUACUGUUGGAGUUGUACUUUAAAUGUUGAGAUUAAAGUCUGUUUUUUAUUUUCUUA